CAUACGGCGCAGAGGGGCGUGAAGAUGCCCGUCCCGAUGAGAUAGCUGACAGAGAACUGGCAGAGGCACUUCAGAGGUCCAUACAGGAAAGCGGACAGCACUGAUGCAUUUGGAGACAGCUGGAGAGGGCCCUACCAACCAGACACUGCAGAUGGACAAACUACCUCACGGCAGCCCCCACCAUUUACAUUACCCAGAACCUUAGACCAAAUGUCCUCAUCCACCUCCCCUUCCCAAAGCCCUUCCUCUGGCCAGCCCCAGACUCUGGAUCGCUCUCAAUCUGCCCCGGUCGCCAUGGAGCAGGCCUCAACAGCACCAGGGCUAUGCCAGGACCCACAUGGCCUCCAGGAGCUUCCUCUGCCUUCAUCUCCAGCAGAGGAUGCAGGUUCAACACCUCAUCAGGUCCACCCUUGCCCUCUGCCUGUCCAUAGCAACUCCAAAGUGCCCCCAGUACCCAGUCCCGCAACAGACGUCCUCAGUACAUGUACCCCUUCUGCAGACAUGACUACAGUAUCCCAGCCUGGAGCCGCAGAGGGGGAUGCUGAAUCAGAUGAGGUGGUGAGCAGCUCCGUGCUCCCCCAUCCAGAGGAACUUUCCCCCAUUCAACCGAUGGAGCAGGAGGCGGCUGAAUCUGACACAGCUGACGCCACUGAAGCCCGUCCGAGUGCUUCUAGUCAAUCCGACUUGGUUGAAAUGGAGUCCCCCACUGCCUCCCAGGGUGAGGUGUCCUCUGAGAGGGACCAGCCUGAAGGAGAGCACGGCUCCAGCUCCGACAGCAUCCCCUCGCUGGCGGCUGCUCUGAUGGAGCUUCACGAGCUGCUGGUGUCCAACAACCGCGCUCAGAACCAAAACUGCAGCACCUCCUGCUCCCCGUCACAUCUGUUCAAACAGGAAACCGACGACGUGGUCCCCGAGCCACGCACCCCGACACCCGAAAACACCCAGCCCAUCCCCUCUACUGCCAACACAGCCGGUGCAGAACCAAGCGAUGCCAAAGCCAACCAUGCUGCUGCUGUUGUGUCUGAUGAGGGACCAUCUAAGUGUCUCACGCCUGACCUCCCUGGCCAGGAUGAGCAUCUGGCCGGAGGUUCAGCAGAGACCGUGGAGGGACAAGGACCACCGCAGCGUCCAGACAGCACCGGGGAGAGGAGGGCAGAUAGAUGCGGGCAAGAUGAAACCAAUAACAUCAGCAUUUGUCAGCCUGAGCCGGAGGUUCCUCCUGAUACUGUAGGGGACCUGGAGUUCAGGGAACCUCCCGAGGGGCAGCAUGGGAGAGGGGUUGCAGAUGGACGAGCCUCUGGCACCAACACCCCAGACACUCUUGGCCUCCAGACUGAGCACACUUUUCUCAGCCCUCUGUCUAUGGCAGUGGGCUCCCCUGAGGAAGUCUCUAGCACCUCCUGCACCUCUUCCCCUCCUCUUGCUCAGGCUCCCCAGCUUACAUCUCCAUCUCCUCAUCUCCCUCCUCCGCAUCCCUUUAUAGAACAAUUUCCAGCUGAGCACAUCCAGAGAAUCCAGGCAGCAGGGUUUUCUGCCAUGGAGGCUGCAGAGGCACUGGAAAGAGCCCACGGGGUUGUAGAGCUAGCUCUGCUGGCACUACUAGCCCGCAGUAUCACUGUGCCCACCUAGACUCAUAACUAGUCCUACGAGUCCCCCACCUCCCAACUCAUCUGUCUUAUUUAUACCUUGUUACUGAUCCAGAUGUCUCGGUCCCUCCUUAACAAGGGAGCACGUAUAAACACAGGGAAACUCUUGGUUUGUCGUCCAGAAUAUCCAAGAACAAACAGGACAACUGGUAAUACUUUUCUGGAUAUUGCAGAUAUGUGAGGUGUGUUUGCAUGCAGAUGUUUGGGUGCCGGCCCAUUUCAUUGGUUUUUAGAGAUUUGGUAUGGUAGAUUGAUUUUUCUUCUUGUUUUGUCGUCCAACAUUGACGCAUUAUGGAUUGCUCAAUGUAUGAUCGAAACCAUUAACCAUUAUUACCCUUUGAUAUGUCAUAAAAGUACUGUUGUUUAAGUUGUGGAGCAUCAAUAAAAAAAGUCUCAAAAUGGAUUGAGCGAUACUCCUGCUCCCCAUGCCAGAAUAACUCAACGUGGUGAGUUUCAUAUCAUUCAGCAUCCAUACGGAUAUUGGAAGCAAUCUGCUGAUAAUUAAAGCAACAUGUUGAUUUUACUAGCCCCUUCAAUUUACAAGUCAGAAACCAACGAUGGCAAAGCUACAUCGUGGGAACUGCUGCAGUUAAGAAGGGUUGAUCAUUUUUGACAAAGUUUACUAAUAAUUUCUGCAGAUAAGUUGAAACCCCCAAAUACAUGCCAGUUACCACAGUGAAAUAUCAAGUGAGUCACAUACGACAUAUGAUCCAUAGAUGGCAUUUUUUGGUUCAGUGUGUGAAUUACGGAAGGUAUCUUGUACUGUAUGUAUCAUUCUCCACCGUGAGAGCUUUGCCAUGUGUAAAUUACAAAACAGUUUGUAGAUCCUGAUCAGUAAGUCCUGUCACCUUGUGUCAAAUCAUCAUAGUGCGUUUGUGUCUUUAAAAAGCACCCAUUUUAAUUUUUUUAAAUCUGUUAGAAUAUGGCCAUUCAAGUUUUGUCAGUUAUCAUAUACAUCAUAUAUCAAGUAUUUUAAUGGCUUUGUUUGAGUCACAUACCAACAAUGUUCAGGCAGAUUGAAUUAUCUACUUUUAUCUUGUAUGGAAUUUUAAAUUGCAAAUAAAAUGGAACUAGUGUUUGUA
Messenger RNA from Micropterus dolomieu (smallmouth bass), 2728 nucleotides. It is a transcript of the gene ddi2, whose product is annotated as DNA-damage inducible protein 2. The record is from RefSeq and is a predicted model, not a curated record. Gene Ontology annotation, molecular function: aspartic-type endopeptidase activity. Bases 211 to 1629 code for a protein of 472 amino acids. The transcript has 3 exons. Gene Ontology annotation, biological process: proteolysis. Lineage: Eukaryota; Metazoa; Chordata; Actinopteri; Centrarchiformes; Centrarchidae.